AUGCAGUACGCUCCUUUUGCCUCGGACAUUGAGCUCCCAUUCUAUACAGCUCUAGCUACAUUGAAAAUAGACCGUGACAAACUCGAUGACUCUGCUCGCAAAGUAUUAGGCCUGUACGAACUGCGCUCCACGGACGCACCGAAUAAUUCUUGUCGGAUGCAGAUACAUGGAAAUGCCCUCACCAGCGACGAUGUACCGGAAGGUUAUUACAGAGCUGAAGGGACGAUCAAAAAUUUUAAUACUUUUGAAGAAUACCGCGAUAUCGAUAAGCCUCAGAUGUUGCAACAAGCCGGGCAAACGGUCAGCCUCACGGUGCAAAAGAUACGGGAUGCCAUAGAGGACGGCAGCAUCUACUUGUGUCCGUCAAAAUUAUCUUCCUUCAUGAUACUGUCUUUCGCAGAUCUUAAGAAGUAUAAGUUCCACUACUGGUUCGCGUUUCCUGCACUUCAUUCAACCCCUUCCUGGACUCCUGUACCAUAUUCUGGGCAGAUCGUCGGUGAUACUCCGGUUGAACCGAUGAAUAGGGCACCAUUCAAGGCUUUAUCCACUCUUGAAAGUUCGACUCUUGUGGAGGCAGUGCAGACCUGGUCCCGCAGCGUCGAAGCUUGUCAGCGAGGCUUCUUCCUCGCAAGGAAGUAUUUCGAGCUUGAUGGCAGACCUGGGCAUGAUGCCAAGGGGAUGCCCGAAACAGCAGAUGGGACAUUGGUGGCUAGUUCACAGCAGAGCACCGGACACAACUGGAAGAUUGCUUCUCUAGCAAGUUAUGAGAGCGGGUUUUUCGAUGGGGCGCCAUUCGAGGAUAGCUUCGUUUGUUUUGCCGAUCCUUCGAACUACGACGAUGCGCCGGGUUGGAUGCUGAGGAAUCUACUAUUUCUCAUCAAGCGACGUUGGGGUCUACGAAGAGCCCAGAUUUUGAGGUAUCGCGAUACACGUCGCGAGAAUGGUCGCAGCAUGGUAGUCACAAUGGAAUGCAAGGCUCAGCCGGUGUCACACCCGGGGAGUUCUCCUGAAACAGUGAACGGUGCGCCCAAAGUAACUGGCUGGGAACGGAAUUCAGCGGGAAAGCUGUCAGGGAGAUUAGUGGACCUGACAGAGUAUCUGAAUCCCAAGAGGCUGGCGGAUCAGUCCGUUGAUCUCAAUCUGAAACUCAUGAAAUGGAGGAUCAGCCCGGAUCUCGAUCUUGAGAAGAUCAAACGCACCAGAUGCCUCUUACUUGGAGCUGGGACAUUAGGAAGCUAUGUUGCUCGAAAUUUAAUGGCUUGGGGAGUUACGAAGAUAACGUUCGUGGAUAACGGAAACGUAUCUUUUUCAAAUCCGGUGAGGCAGCCACUUUUCAACUUUAAAGACUGCCUAGAAGGUGGCGCUAGAAAGGCAAUUCGAGCUGCGCAAGCCCUGUCGGAAAUCUACCCUGGUGUUGAGGCUACCGGGCAUGUUCUUUCGGUGCCAAUGGCUGGCCAUCCUAUCACAGACACGGAGAAGACACGAAAAGAGUUCGGUAUUCUCAAGGCUCUAGUAGAUGAGCACGACGUUAUUUUCCUUCUUAUGGACACGAGAGAAUCGCGCUGGCUCCCAACAGUCAUUGGUAAGGCGGCGGGGAAGAUUGUGAUGAAUGCAGCGCUUGGAUUCGAUUCUUUUGUGGUCAUGCGACACGGCGUCAGAAACGAUGCAGACCCAACAUCAGAGCUUGGUUGCUACUUUUGCAAUGACGUAGUUGCGCCGAUGAACUCUGUAAGAGAUCAGACACUUGAUCAACAAUGCACCGUCACUCGACCAGGUGUAGCCACAAUAGCUUCAGCCUUGACGGUUGAGCUGCUCAUUUCACUUCUGCAGCACCCUCAAGGUGCUGCGGCCCCAGCUGCUUUGCCAAACGAUGACCGCGGUUCUCACCCUCUUGGUCUGGUGCCACACCAAAUCAGGGGAUUUCUUUCGUCCUUCGAAAACAUUUCGGUUAUAGGAAGAAGCUAUGACUGUUGUAGUGCCUGCUCAAUAAAUGUCGUUAACGCAUACAAUGAACACGGCUGGGAAUUUGUGGUAAAAGCUUUGAACGAGCCCGGAUAUGUGGAGGAGUUGAGUGGUCUUAGGGAGGUCAGUCACAGCAACCCUCUUUUAACCUAA
Aspergillus novofumigatus IBT 16806 is the source of this 2115-nucleotide messenger RNA. RefSeq names its product putative autophagy ubiquitin-activating enzyme ApgG. The record is from RefSeq and is a predicted model, not a curated record. Lineage: Eukaryota; Fungi; Ascomycota; Eurotiomycetes; Eurotiales; Aspergillaceae. The transcript has 6 exons. Gene Ontology annotation, biological process: piecemeal microautophagy of the nucleus; autophagosome assembly; autophagy of mitochondrion. The coding region runs from base 1 to 2115 and encodes 704 amino acids. Gene Ontology annotation, cellular component: phagophore assembly site; cytoplasm. Gene Ontology annotation, molecular function: Atg12 activating enzyme activity; Atg8 activating enzyme activity.